Molecule: messenger RNA, 3956 nt
Organism: Hymenoscyphus albidus
Lineage: Eukaryota; Fungi; Ascomycota; Leotiomycetes; Helotiales; Helotiaceae
Source: the annotation of a GenBank genome assembly
UCGUGAAAAUUAUAAGGGGUCACUUUACAAUGUUACAUGGGGAAUCUCUCUAAUCUCAUCGUUACAUCCCGUGGCAUAUGGUUUUCAAACCACGAUCUUCCCCACGCCCACCUUUCCCUUAACUCUCUAAUUACAGCAAUAACUCGAGUGGGUUCUCUACGACCUUCUUGAAUUCCUUAACCCACUCACCAGCAACGGCUCCGUCAACGACCUUGUGGUCGAAGCUUGCAGUGAUAACGAUCUGGUCGUCCCAUUCUAAUGAAGUCCCCUCUUCGGUCUUAACUGGGACUGCAACCUUCUUGGUGGUACCGACGGCCAAGAUACCGGCUUGUGGUGGGUUGACAACGGCUGUGAAACGAUCGAUUGCAGAGUUCAUUCCCAUGUUGCUGAUAGUGAAAGUUCCUCCUUGGUAUUCCUCUGGCUUGAGCUUGCCAUCACGGGCACGCUUGCCGAGAUCCUUAACUUGUGCUGAGAUUGAUGAGAGGCCAAGAGCUUCGACAGACUUGACAAUUGGGGUCAUGAGUCCGACUGGGGUGGCAACCGCAACCUAUGAGGGUAGGUUAGGAAUUUGGAAAUUUAUGGGGCACGCCGGGAACUUACGGAGAUAUCGACAUUGUUGAAUUGUCGGAUGAAACCAUCUCUCCAACUAGAGUUGGCAGCUGGGACCUUCUUGCAAGCAACAGCGCAAGCCUUGAUCAAAAAGUCGUUGACUGAGAGCUUGUAUUGUCCAUCUGCGGAUGCAUUGAGGGCUUGUCUGAGCUUAAGAAGCUUAGACACAGAGAGGGUCGAUGCGACAAAGUAGUGGGGGUUCUGGUUCCAUGAUUCUGUAAGACGGUUGGCAAUCGUCUUUCGCAUCGAGGUAAUAGGAGUAUCGGUGUAUGAUGCCGCUGGUGCAGAGGAUGAAGCAGAGGUGCUCUGUCCAGAAGCAGCCUUCUUGACAUCGGCCUCUGUAAUUUGUCCACCAGUUCCAGUGCCCUUCAAUCCUGUAAUCUUAACGCCACUAUCAAUUGCAAGUCUAAUAGCUGCAGCGCUUGCAUUUGGCUGUCUUUCCAGAGCUGGUUGUAAUCUGCCACCACUUGAUUCUGUCUCUUCGGGAACUGGCGCAGGCUCGGAUUUUGGUGGGGCAGUACCAGAGCCGGUACCUGCUGGCUCGGAAGACUCGCUGGCCUCCUCCUUUGGUGGUGCUGGGGCAGAUUUCUCUCCUCCGGCAUCUUCGAGCGAAAAUGAGUCGAAAGCUGAAGCAUCCUCGCCCUCCUCGAUCAUGACUGCGAUUGGCUGUGCAAAAUUAGAAAGGCCAAUUGAACCCUCAACCUCAUGCUUAACAUACGUUACCGACAGCCACAUCCUUAGUUCCUGAAUCCUUCAAGAUCUUUGCGAGAACACCCUCCUCUUGAAACUCAAAGUCCAUCUGUGCCUUGUCCGUCUCAAUCUCAACCAACACGUCACCGGGAGAAAUCGUAUCUCCAACCUUCUUCUGCCACGAUCCGAUGUUGCCUGCUGUCAUGGUAGGAGACAGGGCUGGCAUGGUCACCACCGUAUGGGGAGGAAACGACUUUGCGGCAUAGCAUCGUGCGAAUUGGUAGGAGAUGGGAGUGGAUUGAAGGGCGCGCCUUCUCAACACGGCCGAGAACAUUUUCGGAAGGUUGAGGGAAAAAAGAAGGAUAAGAAAGCGAAAGAGCGUGAGGGGUCACCAGAGUUCCAGACAAUUGGAAAUGGUGGAGUCGCAAUGUCACAACACCGGGAUUGCGAAGAGGAGGAGAGAGGUGGGUGGUGAGAUGGAAAUGUAAGUAGUUUUUGGAAAUUGUCGGGAAGCUAAAAGUUCUAGCAAGCGCUGCGUUGAGCUUCGAAGCCCGACUAACGGUCAUUGGCCGGUUGGGAUGGAACAGGUGGUGGAUCUGCAGGUGCCAUCCGAUCCACGGCCCGUAUUGUUCCGUGAUCGGCGAUAAGGUACCUUGCUAUCGCGACGAACUUUUUUGGUGGAACAGGGCAGUAUCAGAUUCUUUGCGACAACACAGAUUUCGAAUAGCUUCAACAUCAUGGCGCCCACUGCUGAGCCCAAGAAAGAUCCUCGGGCCUGGGAUGCUCUGACCCCUCCGUUGGCAGAAUGGAUCAUCGACGCGAUUAAUGCCAUGGGAUUCGCGAGGAUGACUCCAGUUCAGGCCUCGACAAUUCCCCUCUUCAUGGGCAAUAAGGACGUCGUCGUUGAGGUAAUAUAUAUCGAACCCCAAUUGACGAAUCUACCGCUUACUGAUUGAGACAAGGCUGUUACUGGGAGUGGAAAGACGAUGGCAUUUCUAAUUCCCGUUGUGCAAAAGCUGUUGCGACUAGACGAACCCCUCAAAAAGCAUCACGUCGGCGCAAUCAUCGUCUCACCCACCCGAGAAUUGGCAACCCAGAUACACUCCGUACUCCUUUCCUUACUGGCCUUCCACGAGCCUUCGGCAGAGGCAUUGAAGCCAUUAGAAGAGGGAGCAAAGAGAAAGCUUCAUGGCCAUACUGUUGUCCCUCAACUACUCUUGGGCGGAACUACAACUCCAGCCCAAGAUCUUAGCAGAUUCCUCAAAAACAGCCCAAAUCUGUUGAUCUCUACACCUGGAAGAUUGCUAGAACUUCUCUCAUCACCCCACGUACACUGCCCUCAGUCGUCCUUUGAGGUUCUGGUUCUGGACGAAGCCGAUCGACUGUUAGAUUUGGGAUUCAAGGAUGAUUUACAAAAAAUACUUGGCAGGUUACCAAAGCAAAGGAGGACUGGGUUAUUUAGUGCCAGUGUUAGCGAGGCAGUUGGAGAGAUUAUUCGAGUUGGUUUAAGAAAUCCUGUGAAGAUUGCAGUCAAGGUCAAAAGUGCAAAUGGGGAAGACAAACGAACACCAGCAAGUCUACAGAUGACUUACUUAGUUACUCCAGCAAGCCAUAAAUUUCCAGCUCUGCUUUCUUUGCUCGAACAACUUACACCUACACCACAAAAGAGCAUCAUCUACCUCUCAACUUGCGCGGCAGUCGAUUACUUCCAAACUAUUCUGGGAGCGUUAUUACCAGAUAAAUUCUCACUGAUACCUUUACAUGGAAAGAAUCCUCCCAAUGUACGACAAAAGAAUUUUGCAAAAUAUAUCACCUGUGUUACACCCACAAUACUACUCACGACUGAUGUAGCAGCAAGAGGACUGGACAUCCCACAGGUGAAUCUUGUCGUUCAAAUCGAUCCUCCAUCAGAUCCGAAGGUGUUUCUUCACAGAUGUGGUCGAGCAGGUCGUGCAGGUCGUCGCGGACUUAGUGUCAUUUUCCUCCAACCAGGAACCGAGGAAGACUACGUCCAGUUCCUCGAAAUUCGUAAAACCCCCAUUGAACCUCUCACAAAACCAUCGAUUACUAUCGCGGAUGAUGAUGCAAAACUAAUCACAGCAAAAAUGCGCUCAGAAGUUCUAGCAGACCGAGCAUUAUACGACAAGGGCCAACGUGCAUUCGUGAGUUGGGUACAAGCCUACUCUAAACACCAAGCCAAUAGUAUCUUCCAAAUCUCAGAGCUCGAUUGGACAGAUCUAGGAAAUGCCUGGGGCCUAGUACGUCUUCCGAAAAUGCCAGAAUUAAAGAAAUGGGACGGAGAUAAGACUUUGGGAAUCAAACUUAACUUGUCUGAAUACGCAUACAAAGAUAAAAUCCGAGAAAAGGCAAGAAGAUUGGCGAUGGAAGAGGAAAAGGCAAAGGGACCAUUUGUACCUAGCGAGGAGAUGCUGAAAAAGAGGAAGGAGCGGGAAGCAUGGAGUCAAAAACACGAACAGCAAGAUCUCAAAGAGGAGAGGAGAGAAAAGAAGAGGAGGAAGAGAGAGGCGGAAAGAUUGGAGGCUAUGACUGAGGAGGAGAAGGUGAAGGAGAUGGAGUUGAGGAAGCUGAUUGAGCAGGUUAGGCAGAAGACUUUGGAGGAUUCGAAACAUGAGGAGUGGCAUGGGUUUGACGAGUAG